AUGGCGGUCACAGACGCUGUUUGCAGCCCUCCAAAUGUCUUUUGUUUAUUUCUCUUGUUUACUGUCGGUACUGCACAAAACACGACGAAGUACGACUUUAAUACGACUGCGUUUGGUUUCUACAAUUUUACGUAUAACGUUACUGAAAAUUAUCCAAGUACACAGCCUCCAGUGUUUGAGAGCACGACCCCAACACUGAGCUACGGCACCGAAGAGCCGAGCCUAGCCGCCGCGCCUCUGCCAGUCUCCGGCCGCCUGCCCACUCCGGUCACCAGUGUUGACAGGUUGUGUCCCUGCAAUGAGCACAUGGAUUUGUGUGACAUCAACUGCUGUUGUGACAAAGAGUGUAGUGAGGAGGUGGCUCUGUUCACCAGCUGCUCGGUUGCGGCUGUCAGUGGCAGUAAACAGAUGUGCAGCCGUGAUGUAGCAUCCUACUCUUUAAGAAGAGCCGUAGAUGGUUACUCAGAGCUGCAGUCGUCUGUCCAGAAGGAGAUCAACUAUGACAUCUUCUGCAUCGAGUCACAAAACCGAGUUGAUGGGUUGUCGUAUCCCGUCGCUGCUCUGCCAACCGACAGCAACUUUGUGUCGCUCUUUAAACAAUUCAGCAGCUUCAUUUUUGGUUCAGAGGAAGUUAACCCUGCAGACCCUCAGACCUCAGGUGGAUACCAGUAUGGGGACGUGAUCGUGACAGCAGCAGCAGGUGGGCAGAGGGGGAUGUUCUGGUUGCCGGCUGCUGGUGUCACCGCUGAUUGGGACAAGAGUCCUGCAGCGUUCCUAAAGGAUCAGAGCAGUCGGUGCUCCCGACGCAUGGUCCUGGAUCAGGACUGCAGCUCUCUGCCAGCCCUCAGCAUGGACACCUACACUGACACCCAGCUGUUUGCUGACACGAGUACAGAAGCAGCAGUUGUUCCUGUGCAGGCGUCUUCAGUCAUCCUACAGUCUACAGACGGGACUCAGACUGAGCUUCAGAUCAAGGGUGGAGAAAACAUCAGUCCUGUUCUCCUCAGCCCCGCCCUCUGUGGUAAUGUGGUGCUGAAGGUUGUCUAUGUGAUAAAGUACAACCCAGCUGGUGAGAUAGUGAAUGCAACGGUGUCUCUGGUGCUUGGAUUUGUAAGUGAAGCCAUACUGCCUUUGGAACAGGAGUUUCAGGUCACGUAUGUCCAGGCCGAUGGUGGGGAGGUGGGUCUCCACUACAGCGGGAAUCCGGGUUAUGUGGUCGGACUGCCACUUGUGUCGGGAACAAGAACAGCCGAUGGAAUGGUUAGAAGCAUUGACCUCAGAGACACUGUGUCUCUGCUCCGUACCACUGAGGACCAGAACUGUCUGCAGGGUCCACAUCAGCGCUCACCUGUCCUCUUUGGUCUCAGUUCUGUGUCUGGCUGCACAUUAAGGCUGGAAGAUGCUGCCAAUUGCUCCCUUGUUUCCCAACAGCUUCUAGAUAUUUUGAGAGGACUAAACUAUCCCCGUUAUGUGGCUUCCUUUGGAAACUCCCCACUGGACAAGUUCUUGGACUGGGUGGAAAUCAACAACUUCAAUCCCACAGAAGCUCAGAGUUGCAGUAUUCCAUUGUCACUACACUUAGAAAUUGAAUGGACCAAAUACGGAUCCUUGGUGAACCCCCAAGCUCAGAUUGUGAGCAUCAGAGAAGUCAUUCAGAGCAACACCAGCAGUUUGGCCCUGCUGUCCGGAGGCAGCGUAUCCUUCCAUCAUAGCUCAGUGGCCUUCAUCCCAGUGACUGCUGCAGUUCCUGGUUACAGAGCCACCCCACCUCAUGCCAGACUGCCCUUUGACUUCUUCUUCCCUUUCGUUUAAUCCAGCUCCAGUUUUCCACGCACCGUAAGAUUCACCAUAAACUUGGUACAGUGUGUGGCCGUCACUGGUACUGUUUGAUCAUCAUCCUGCUGUAUAUU
Messenger RNA from Archocentrus centrarchus (flier cichlid), 1910 nucleotides. RefSeq names its product tectonic-1-like. Lineage: Eukaryota; Metazoa; Chordata; Actinopteri; Cichliformes; Cichlidae. The record is from RefSeq and is a predicted model, not a curated record. Gene Ontology annotation, cellular component: MKS complex. Gene Ontology annotation, biological process: protein localization to ciliary transition zone; cilium assembly.